AGAGUAAUUUGUUGAUAUCCUGCUUGGUAGUAUUAAUUUAGACUUUGGUAUUUCAAAGCAACAUUUACCCCCACUGUAGGGUUUUUUAUUUGCAUUUGGCAGCACAGUUAAUAAGAACGUUAUAUAUAUGAAGGGCUAAUGGAAGACACAAGGGAUUUGGAUGCCACCUGUGAUACCAAGAGGAGGAAGUAGACAGGCUGUCAACAGUAAACAUUAAACCCCGCUCCGGAUCAUACACACAGUGAGCAAGACGCUGAACGCACCCCACGUUCAGAGCGCAAGCGGAGAGACUCGUUCGGGAUGUUUGAUGGCUAUGACAGCUGCAGUGAGGAGUCUACCAGCAGCUCCAGCUCAGAGGACAGCGAGGACGAGGUGAUGCCCUCCAUCCCGGCCAGCCUGCCCAUCAUCAAGAACAAUGGACAAGUUUACACUUACCCUGACGGAAAGGCUGGAAUGGCCACUUGUGAGAUGUGUGGGAUGGUUGGAGUACGAGAUGCUUUUUACUCAAAAACCAAGCGCUUCUGCAGUGUGUCAUGUUCUAGGAGUUAUUCCUCAAAUUCCAAAAAAGCUAGCAUCUUGGCACGACUCCAGGGCAAACCACCAACAAAAAAGGCCAAAGUCUUACAGAAACAGCCCCUCAUGGCAAAGUUGGCUGCUUACGCCCAGUACCAAGCGAGUCAGCAGAACCAGGCCAAAUCAAAAGCAGUGGUCCCUGCAGAGAGCUUUGACUGGGGUCGGUAUAUCUGUAGCAAUGACACAGUUGGAGCUCCAGUCAGCUGUUUCAAGCAUGCCCCCAUGGGGACAUGCUGGGGGGGCAUAGAGGAAGGAGUGAGGCUUGAAGUGCCCAACUCUGAUACCAACCUCUCCACUAAGGUGUACUGGAUAGCAGAAAUCAUUAAGCUAGCAGGGUUCAAGGCUCUCCUGCGGUAUGAGGGCUUCGACAGCGACACCAGUAAAGACUAUUGGUGUGAUCUCUGCGUCCCGGAGGUGCACCCGGUGGGAUGGUGCGCUUCCAGUGGCAAACCUCUUAUACCUCCAAAAACCAUACAGCAUAAAUACUCUAACUGGAAAGCUGUUCUUGUGAAGCGCCUCACUGGAGCUAAAACACUGCCACCGGACUUUAAUACCAAGGUACAAGAGAACCUGCAGUUCCCCUUUAAGAAGCUGAUGCGGGUGGAGGUGGUGGAUAAGAACUACCUGUGCCGGACACGGGUGGCGCUGGUGGAGCAGGUGAUCGGGGGACGCCUCAGGCUGGUUUAUGAGGAGAGCCAGGACGGGUCGGAUGACUUCUGGUGCCACAUGUACAGCCCCCUCAUUCAUAAUAUAGGCUGGUCGCGCAGCAUCGGACACCGCUUCAAACGAUCCGAUUUCACAAAGAAAAUGGAGGGUCAAGUUGAUGCUCCUGCACUGCAUUUCCAGAAGGUGAAAGAUGUAGACCAGAGUGGGGAUUGGUUCAAAGAUGGGAUGAAGAUAGAAGCCAUUGAUCCCCUCAACCUCUCAGCUAUAUGUGUAGCCACUGUAAGAAAGGUGUUGGCAGACGGGUACCUCAUGAUCGGGAUUGAUGGUUCUGAGGCGGUGGACGGGUCAGACUGGUUCUGCUACCACGGCACCUCCCCCUCCAUCUACCCUGUCGGCUUCUGUGAAAUCAACAACAUUGAACUCACGCCCUCUAGAGGGUACACUAAACUGCCAUUUAAAUGGUUUGACUACCUCAGAGAAACAGGUUCAAUAGCUGCUCCUGUCAAGCUCUUUACCAAGGAGAUUCCUAAUCACGGUUUCCGGCAAGGCAUGAAGCUGGAGGCUGUAGAUCUAAUGGAGCCUCGGCUGGUGUGUGUUGCCACGGUGACGAGGAUUGUGCACCGGCUACUGAGGAUCCACUUUGACGGCUGGGAGGAUGAGUAUGACCAGUGGGUGGACUGCGAGUCACCUGACCUCUACCCUGUGGGCUGGUGUCAGCUGACCGGCUACCAGUUGCAACCCCCCGCCUCACAGAGUACCAGAGAUCUGCCUCAGUCUGUACCCAAACAGAAGAAGAAGGCCCAGCAGUACAAAGGCCAAAAGAAAAAGAGGAAGAUUCCAGUUGGUCGACGGCCCUUCAGUCAGACCGGCAGGAGGAGGAGCAGCUUCUCCGGAGACGAAGAGCAGAGCCCCCCCCCUUACCCUGCACAGGGGCCGUCUCGGCCACGGCCCCGACCCAGAACACACCUGCACCAAACACACAAAUCAGAGCCUCUCCUGAGGAUGAAGGAGGACCCGGCGGAGGUGGACGAGUUCACCUUCUCACAGGGCACCUCGGACCAGGAGAGCAACGGCUCCGGCAGCUACUACAUCAAACAGGAGCCCUGAGGGCAGGACCAGCAGGAGCAGGGGGGCAGGACUCUCCUCUGGGACCCGAGGAUCAGGGAGGUGCAGAGUCAACCAGCCUCAAACCACACUCAGACCAACGCCUCAGGCCUUCAUGGAGUCCGUACAGGAAAUGGCGAGGAGGGGGGGGGGCUGUUCCAGGCUUCAGGGGGGUGUUCCCUUCAGGAUUUCUCAGAAGCGUUUUCUAACCUUGUAGCUGCACAUCACUCACUAAACCUGGGUCACAUGUUCGGGCGUUCUCUUCGGACCACCUACGGAUGACAUCAUGUUGUCUUAACAUCCAAUCAGAUGAGAGAUACUUGGAUCUUUUUCCACAGAAAUGGGAGUCCUGCGUGUGGACAGCCCCCCCUGCCUCUGCCACACUGGGCCGUGCACAGAGACCUGCAGAAACUGUGAGAACCUUUAAUUGAGCCAGGUCUUUAAUGUUGUAUUUCCGUUGUGUUGUUUUCAGGUGAGUCGGCAGUGAGCGGCCGUCACAGAGUUGUGUAUAUUUUCAUGUUUUCCUUCUGACAAUAUUGCCAGCUGGACUUAUACUUUGUUAAUAGUACUUGAAGUUUUUCUUUAUAUGGUAAUGAUUUUGGAGUUGCUUUCGUCUUAAUGUAAUUAUUUUGCAUCUGGCUUUUUGGUGGCUGUGUGGGAACCUUAAUGUGCAUUGUUUCAUAAAGUGAUUAUAUCCAUAUAGUAUGUGGACACCUGUUCAAGUAGAAGUACAGAGUAUAGGUGUAACUGUGGUGAGAGAGAGAUCUUAGUACAGUGCUGCUCAGCGUCACUCAUAUUGCUCUUUUGAUUUCAAUUCUUACACAUUCGGCCAGGAGAUUUCCACAGCUUCAGAAAUGUCUGAUUCAAUCAUUCGGGCACAAAAACAACAAUAUCACAAAAUCAUUCAUGGUAACACCUGGGAUCCUUUCAAGUCGGCACAAUGAAACGGAUGAUGUCAAACAUUCAGGCUGCUACUAUACUUUAUUUGUUGAUGAAUACUUGGAGAGAUAUAUAUAUAUAUACACACAGUCAGGGUUAUUUCACACAGAUGUAAGGUGUUUUCAAAUGGAUUGUAAAAUUGUUGUUAAAUUGUAAAAGUAAUCCACAAUCCACAUUGAAUCAUCACAUAGAUCUGGCACCGUACAGUUGCCUUUCACUAACUGUACAUUUCCACUUGUGAAUAUGCUGCAGCUAUAUUAAGUCCAUUCAACUCUUAUUUCCACUUUUGAACUUUUCCAAUUCCCCAGACUAGCACCUUCCCUCUGCUGUCCUGCUAGCGCAGCUGCCUGUAGAUCACUAUAGAGGACAUGAUCUAGGAUUAGCCUGGCAUAAGAUGAUCAGGAGCGCACCAUCUGAUGAGGUCACAGUGAUCAGUGUGAUGUUGAACAGGAAUGCUGAAGCUGUGGAGAUGAACGGUGAUCUGCAGGGUGUGUGUAUCAGAGAGAAACCUUACUGGUAUGAUGGGUACACACUCACAUGUUCUCACUGUCCACACUGCAACAUGUGGAGCCCCCACUCACCUCUGUGCAGUCUGCAGUAUGCCACAGAUUUAUAGACACAAUCAGCAUAACAUGACACUCAAUUCAAAGUAGAAAGCAAUUAUAAUGCAUUCAAAAACUAGAUAGAAAUGUAUUAAUACUUCUAUUUCCUUAUAUAGAUUGAAUUGGAUUUCAAGGUGCUAUAUCAGAAUAGAUUUCUCUUUAAAGAACUACCAACCACACCGUGCCUUCAUCUGCGGCAGCUCUGUGUAUGUUAUAGAUGGCACACUGAUAUUAUAUUCACUUAUCAGAAUACACGUAUUUGAAGAUGGAAAAAGAAAGCAAAUGCAUAAUUGCUUUGCAAUGCUUGUAUUGAUUGACUGAUGCUGAGAUGUGGCAAACUGCAGGCUAUACUUCAGCAAUUGUAGCAUCAAGCUUUGGUUUCUGUCAUUGAAAAUAAGAGGUUGUCCAAAUGGGAAAUAUGUUCAAUAUUUGAUUAGGUUAAUAUGCAAAUCCUUCAUGUUGUUGUAUUGUGUAGGUUGUUCUCAUGUCGGAGCCAUAUGUAUGCAAGCUAGUUUAGAAUCACCUGAGCCACACAAUAACAGGUCUGUGCAUAAUGAAACAUGCUUUCCAAUACUCUGAGGGCAGCCUCACAUUACACCGCAGGAUCAACAAGUGGCAUAAAUACAUACAUAUUAUAUAUAUAUAUACACACACACAUAUAUAUAUAUUCUUCAUGACUAUGAUGGUAUGGAGUCCUGAUAAGUCGGAGCUCCAUGACAAUAUUCCUUUGACUCUUCUUGGAGCUAGAUCUCUGCAGCUGAUUAUCUUCUACCUCCUGAUGCUAGCCACGUUAGCUCAAACAGUGUGAAACAGACUGUGUUUGUUAGCAUAUGCAAAUGAAAAUGAUUUCCUAAACACGCUCCAGGUGAAGACUACACACCAAACACGGAAGAAUUUUAUCACAGCACAUAAGUCAGUCUUCGAAUUUGAAUGUUAUGCAAUAAUAAUAGAUGGCAUAUAAUUUUGUGAAAUAAAACAUAUAGCACCGUCAAAUGUCAUGAUCACUACAUUAAUAUAAUUAACAUAUGAGAGGAUUUAACAAAAUGCUAUUGUAUAACUGUGAUUUUUGUGAGCGAGGGUUCAUACGUACUGGCUCUCUGAUCUAAAUCCAUCAUCUCUACCAGUAAGGUUCAUGGGGACAUUCUCAGGAAGUCUGUGAAGCUCAGUCUACAUCAUCUGCGUCUGAUGUAUGGAAGCUAGGAAGUGCCAUAACAAUCCCAGAGCUUUGAAGCAAAUGAAAAAGAACUUGUGGAAUGUACCCACUAUAUGAUACACAUGUUGAAGCAUGAAUACCACUGAGCUCAUUUAUAGCAGCUGUUUGACCUGCUGUCUGAAUGAACCUGACCUUAAUUCCAAUCUUUGUAUUUUUAUUUAACGCAAUUCUUUCUUCUUCAAGGGUGUAUAAAAUGACAAUAAAACAUUUUAUCCCAAUAAUUUUUAAAUAUACAAUUUAUAGUGAAAGUCAGACUUUAAUCUUGUGUUCAUUUAUUAUAUAUGAACAAGAUUUUAAAAAGAAAUAAUUAACUAAGUGUUAUUUCCCCACAAGAUAAAUAUAUUUUGAGAUGUUAAUCGCAACGUUCAAGCUGAACAUAUUCAGACUUUAGAGCCCACAAUUCAUGAAAUCAAUAUAUAUAUAUAUAUAUAAAUUCAGUGUUAUUUAAAUGUGACAUUCACUUUCAAUAGUGGUUACAUUUUACAUCAGCUAUUCAUUUUCUUCAUAGUUUUAAUUAUUAUGGCGCUAUUUGCUUCCAUACGAUUCAAGCAAAAAAGGUCUUAUCUCACAAAGCAAUUGAUGUAUUUCUGCUCAUGUUUUGUAGCUUUUUAAUGUCCUUAUUCUACAUCUGAGUGAUGUGUGUAUUUUCUUGUCUUACUAGAUGUGAGAUUUGUUCACCACCAGUUUGUUUUGAAGUCUCAGCUGAAGGCUUCUCAGACCAAAUGAGCAAUAACAGACCGUGUCUCACAAUCAUCGGAGGUUCAGGUUAGGAUCUGUCACAGGAGUGAUUCUCCAUCAUGUUGGAGGCAGAACAACGUAAUGACCAAACUGCAUUGAUAUCUUAGUAGAAGAGAAGAAAAAGACUGUUCUAUGGACUAACUGCUGCUACCCUCGAGAGUAACCCUGAAUAAUGCACAAUCAACACUGUUUUGGAUCUUCACUUUCUCACCUUUCCUUGUAGAUAUUUCACUUCCUUGUUUCCUCCUGAUCCUCGAUUCUAAACAUGGAACACGUUCGACGUCCAUCACGGGUAGCUGAGUGUUGGUGUUUGGGUUCAGUAGCUGGGAUGGUGGAUCAUGUGAAUGCAUGUAGAGGAACGCUUUGUGCUGAUGUCGUGUUUCUUUGUUGUUGUUUGUUCUCCAGCCUGCUCUUGCUCUGUCAGCAGAAAGUAUGGAAGCCCCUUUCCACCGAGAAAUGAAAGGAACAAAAAGAUUUAAAGACAUUUCAAAUGAUGAGAUUCCAAUUAAAAAUGUGUUACCAAGGCAACAUUUAGGCUCAUACAUACUUUGCAUAUUAUUUUGAGUACCAAAUACGCAGUUUUCUUGGUGUCCACGGACCACAAUUGUUAAGUUUUUCACAUUUCGUAAUUUUGACCCUUUAAAAAGAAAAAAACCUAACCUUAACCUUUAGUUUACAUCGUACAUCUUGGCCAUUUUGGCCAUCUCAUAAUUUUGAUGAAGUAUUUAGUCUCGUUGACCCACUUUUAUCAUUUUGGAAUUCAGGUUAGGUUAGGGCCACAUCUCAUGAAAAACGACAUCAUUACAUGCUAACUGGCUAAUGCUAGCUGUGAUUCUUCCCCUGGUGGUGAGGGGCUUCCAAAGAGACGUGUGAGGAGCGGGCUGUGGUUAUAUAAUUGGUUUUUUUCUUGGAUACUAACACGGGUCUUUUGUAAGUGAUAGCCCCCCCUCCCCCAAUUAUAUUAAACCAUUAUAUCGUGGUGCUAUAUAUAUAUAUAUAUAUUUGAUAAAAAUGACUUAAUGUAUUGCGAUUACUAUUGUCUGAAAAUAAUUGUGAGUUGAGAGGGUUAUGGUGAAAAUAUAUUUUGGAUACAAAUGAAAAAAAAAAAGAUCUAUGUUAAUAAUUAUAAAUCUAUUGAUAUUAACACUGACCCCCGUGGUACAUUAUUAGAUUGCAGUUUAAAGUUUGUACAUCUUUUUGAUAGUGUAUACCAUGUUUUCCUUUCAUAUGGUCACUUCGUGCUGUGAUGGAGCUUUGAUAGACUUUGUAAAUAAAGCCAAAUGUUGGAUCAUGUUAUCGGUUGUGAUGGAUGGCUUCUUUGUUUACAAAAUGUUUCCGCAUGGCUGUGAAAGUUUAUCUGGUGAUUUUUGUAAGAUUUGACUUUUACACUGAAUAAAAAGGCUUAUGACUUCCAA
Gymnodraco acuticeps is the source of this 7250-nucleotide messenger RNA. Its product is annotated as MBT domain-containing protein 1-like. Gene Ontology annotation, cellular component: nucleus. Lineage: Eukaryota; Metazoa; Chordata; Actinopteri; Perciformes; Bathydraconidae. The transcript has 18 exons. The record is from RefSeq and is a predicted model, not a curated record. Bases 301 to 2346 code for a protein of 681 amino acids. Gene Ontology annotation, molecular function: zinc ion binding. Gene Ontology annotation, biological process: regulation of DNA-templated transcription.